Messenger RNA from Eruca vesicaria subsp. sativa (arugula), 342 nucleotides. NCBI's taxonomy places the organism in Eukaryota, Viridiplantae, Streptophyta, Magnoliopsida, Brassicales, Brassicaceae. The record is from the annotation of a GenBank genome assembly.
AUGGGUGAAAGGAUGUAUCUCACCUCCUGUGUCAUAAUCAACACCAUUUUCACUGUUGGAUGGAAUUCCAAGAUUGAAUAUUUUGAUCCAGAAUCCAGAGCUUGGAGAGUUGUGAGAGGAAUUGAAUCUUUACCUAAGUUUGACUUGUUCUCCACUGCAUUGUUUAACUUCAAUGGGAAGCUCAUGGUUUUGCACAAGAAGAGGCCAGAGGAGAUCUGGUUCACAUUGAUCAUAUUAGAUAAACAAGGGCUUCAUAUGUGGGGAUGGGUUGAAUCUUGCAACUGUGGUCUGAUUCUCCAUACACCUGCAGAGAUUCUGCAAUUGGCAAGCCUUGAGAUAUGA